This is a messenger RNA of Penicillium cinerascens, 792 nucleotides long. RefSeq lists its product as uncharacterized. The record is from RefSeq and is a predicted model, not a curated record. The transcript is spliced from 2 exons. Bases 1 to 792 code for a protein of 263 amino acids. Lineage: Eukaryota; Fungi; Ascomycota; Eurotiomycetes; Eurotiales; Aspergillaceae.
AUGGCCACCACCGGUACCGCGCUGGGCUCAUCCAGCAGCUUCACAACCCGCAUUUCACUCCGAUGGGUCCCCGAAGCUCCAGAGGAAACGACCGAUACAAUCGUGAUUUCCGUGGGAGAAUGGUUCCUGGACCUGCGCAUGGACAAGAAAUCCGGCGCAAUUGACUGGGCAAUGGCCGGUACCAGAAUCGAGGAGAACCCAAACCAAACACCGCUCAAGGUGCUUUUCACCCGCGAGCUAGACUCCCUCGAUGAGAUUGGGAUUGUCGACGUGGGCAACUUCAGCCCCCUUCCCAAUGGCGACGAGCUUGAGAGAGGCGAGAUGCCUCAUCCCGAACUUCCCGGUGCGCCCAUGACUACGUUUGAGGAGGUCUGGCGCGAGUUGCCGUUUAGGGAAGGCCCCGAGGGCGCGAAGGAGGGCAUGUCGUGGAUUCUCGAGUCGGAGCACGGUGACCUGAGUGAGAAUGAGGGCGAGGUUACCGUGACCAAGACGUUCUUGGGUCGGAUUUGGGGAACAUAUUUGGCGUUCCAGCAGACUCAGACUCACUCCAGACAGAAGGAUGAGGCUGGGGCCUGGUCCGUGAAGAGGACUGGGGCUGAGGUUAGUGUGAGAAGGGAGGAAUGGAGCGGAGCGUGGGAGGAGAAGUAUGUUGUGGGGCCUGCUGGGAGUGAUGUGCCCUCAAUGAAGACCGGGUUUGAUGGCGAGGGCAAGGGAUCUUGGAGGGUUCCCGGGGAGAAGGUGCUUAUCCAAGGAAAGCCGUUCACUGUGCGGGCAUUUGAGGAGAUUCAAUAG